Messenger RNA from Microcebus murinus (gray mouse lemur), 1092 nucleotides. Its product is annotated as MAPK-interacting and spindle-stabilizing protein-like. NCBI's taxonomy places the organism in Eukaryota, Metazoa, Chordata, Mammalia, Primates, Cheirogaleidae. The record is from RefSeq and is a predicted model, not a curated record.
CUGAGGAGAGCUGCGCGCUGCUGGUGCUGCUGCUGCUGCUGCCGCCACUGCCGUCAGUCAGCCUGCGCCCGAUUCUUCGUCGCCUCCUCCCUGGGACCGAUCGCCACUUCUAGACCCUGCUGCGGGCUUGGAUCUAACUGGGAAAAUGUCGGAUGAAUUUGAGUUGGCAGAUGCGCUACCCGAACACUCCCCUGCCAAAACUUCUGCUGUGAGCAAUACAAAACCUGGCCAACCUCCUCAAGGCUGGCCAAGUUCCAACCCUUGGAAUAACCCAAGUGCUCCACCUUCUGUGCCAUCUGGACUCCCACCAAGUGCAACACCCUCCACUGUGCCUUUUGGACCAGCACCAACAGGAAUGUAUCCCUCUGUGCCUCCCAGCGGACCACCUCCAGGACCCCCAGCACCUUUUCCUCCUUCUGGACCAUCAUGCCCCCCACCUGGUGGUCCUUAUCCAGCCCCAACUGUGCCAGGUCCUGGCCCCACAGGGCCAUAUCCUACACCAAAUAUGCCCUUCCCAGAGCUACGUAGACCAUAUGGUGCACCCACAGAUCCAACUACAGCUGGUCCUUUAGGUCCAUGGGGAUCCAUGUCUUCUGGACCUUGGGCACCAGGAAUGGGAGGGCAGUAUCCUACCCCUAAUAUGCCAUAUCCAUCUCCAGGGCCAUAUCCCGCUCCACCUCCUCCCCAAGCACCAGGAGCAGCACCACUUGUUCCGUGGGGCACUGUUCCACCGGGAGCCUGGGGACCACCAGCACCAUAUCCUGCCCCUGCAGGAUCAUAUCCCACACCAGGACUCUAUCCUACUCCCAGUAAUCCUUUCCAAGUGCCUUCAGGACCUUCUGGUGCUCCACCGAUGCCUGGUGGCCCCCACUCUUACCAUUAAGUUAACAAUGGACGAAGAGAUGACACUUUGCUUAUUGAAGUACAUAUAUAUGCACAUGAAUGCAUAUAUAAGAAUUGCUGGUUUCACUAUUCUUAGAGGGCAUUCAUGAAAGAACAACUCUUGCACCUCUCAGAGAAGAUAACUGCCUCUUGUACUUGGAUGUGUAGUACAUCAGAUGGAUACAAUCAGAUGAAAACAGAAGUAAAUCA